AUGGAGUUGGCAGAGCCAAUUAGUAAGAUCUUACCCAAAGUCCAACAUCUUCCGUUCUUUAAGUGGCCGUCCAAGAUGAUUGGACGCCUUGAUACUAGAAGAAGGGAUAGGCGAUGUGAAUAUCACAAGGACCAUGGCCACAACACUGAUAGCUAUUAUACACUAAACGACCACCUGGAGAAGUUAGUGCAAGAUAGCCGGUUGACCCAACAUAUCCGAAAGAACAAUCCACCAAACACGGUAGCUCUAUGGCCAGAUUCACCUCCACUUGGUGUGAUUCACAUGAUAUACAUUAUGUUGCCGCCAACUCAGGUACAUACAAUCCAGCUACAACCCAGCCCAUCCCAGCCGUUUACACCAGCCAAACGGCCUCAUGAAACUGGAAAAAUCAGCUUCGACGACACCGAUCUUGAAGGGGUAACACUCCCCCAGGACGAUGCUCUUGUUGUGGAGUUGCGCAUACACAGAUUCGUCGUCGAACGCGUUCUAAUCGAUCAAGGGAGCACCUUGGAGAUAAUUUAUUACAAAACAUUUCUUAAACUCAGCUUCACCGAUUCGGACUUGUUUGCUUAUUAUCCGUUGUUCGGCUUUAAUGCCAACCCCGAGUAUCCUUUGGGCAAGAUCACAUUACUGGUCUGUGCAAGCACCAUGUCAGUUGAUGUGGAGUUUCUAGUCGUCAAACUUUCAUCACCAUACAAUCUCAUCAUGGAGAGAUCCUGGUUGCACGCAAUGCAGGCUGUACCAAGUACCUACCAUCAAUUACUCCAUUUUCCAAUGUAA
This is a messenger RNA of Camellia sinensis, 780 nucleotides long. RefSeq lists its product as uncharacterized. Lineage: Eukaryota; Viridiplantae; Streptophyta; Magnoliopsida; Ericales; Theaceae. The record is from RefSeq and is a predicted model, not a curated record.